Fusarium venenatum is the source of this 258-nucleotide messenger RNA. RefSeq lists its product as uncharacterized. The record is from RefSeq and is a predicted model, not a curated record. Lineage: Eukaryota; Fungi; Ascomycota; Sordariomycetes; Hypocreales; Nectriaceae.
AUGUUUCUAUCGUUGUCAACAUACACCGGAAUUCCCUUUCCCCGCAACGAUUGGGACGCGCUUUUCGGCAACUAUGAAGCAGUCACAGAUAUGGGUUCCCUUUUCGCCCUCCAGCUUAUCAAAGCAUAUCCGCAUGCCAAAGUCAUUCUUGUCGAGCGUGAUGUUGAUACUUGGUUCGAGAGCGUGAACGAGGCUUGUUUCGACAGACUCUGGGGUUGGCGCGCAGAUCUCAUUAUCGACUACCUCGGCCCAAUGUAG